AUGGCUAAGUCAAUGCUGCCUCUACCUGUUUUCUGCCUUCUCCUGUUGCUGCUGUCCAUGAUCUCUGGGGGAACCGUGAAGUUGGUCAAUGGCCAGCUGUCAUCUCAGAAAACUUGGUGUGUCGCAAAGCCUUCGACCACUGAAUUAGCUCUAAAAGAUAACAUCCAGUUUGCUUGCAACAACAUCAACUGCAGCCCUAUUCAAAUAGGUGGUCCUUGCUUCUAUCCUGACACCACUAUAUCGCACGCUUCAGUGGUUAUGAACAUUUACUACCAGGCAAAUGGGAGGAACUACUGGAACUGUGACUUCGGUGGUUCUGGCAUGAUAAGCUUUAGUGAUCCAAGUUAUGAAAACUGCAAGUAUGAUUAA
This is a messenger RNA of Elaeis guineensis (African oil palm), 369 nucleotides long. Lineage: Eukaryota; Viridiplantae; Streptophyta; Magnoliopsida; Arecales; Arecaceae. The record is from RefSeq and is a predicted model, not a curated record.